Messenger RNA from Adineta steineri, 951 nucleotides. Lineage: Eukaryota; Metazoa; Rotifera; Eurotatoria; Adinetida; Adinetidae. The record is from the annotation of a GenBank genome assembly.
AUGGAAAUAGUACAUGUUUGUAUCCAAGCUCUUAGUCAUUAUAUAUUUUCAACAACGGAAAAAAAUAUUCGAAAUGAAGUAGUACUUAUUACAGGUUCUGGUCGAGGACUAGGCCAACAAAUGGCUAUUUUAUUUGCUAAACGUGGUGCUAUUGUUGUUUUAUGUGAUAGUCCUGAUAUUGGUAAUUCUGAAACAUUAGAGUUAAUAUCUUCAAUAAAUAAUGAAAAACGUGUACAUGCUUAUACAUGUGAUAUUGGUAAUCGAGUUGAAGUUAAAUUACUUGUUGAAAGAAUUCAAACUGAAGUUGGGAAUAUUACUAUGUUAGUCAAUAAUGCAACUGUAUUAACAUCAAAUUCAAUUUUAGACAUGUCCGAAGAUGAAUUUUCACGUUCUUUAAAUGCAAAUUUAUUUUCAGCUUAUUGGUUAAUUCGUCAAAUACUUCCCUCUAUGAUGAGACGUAAUCAUGGGCAUAUAAUAACAAUGCUUGGUUCAACAGCCGUAUUUGGUUUAGGAAAUUUUUCCGCUGUAUGUACAGCUAAAUCUGGUCUUGUUGGUCUUAUGGAAAGUAUAGAUCAUGAAUUAACAUUAGGAGGUUAUGAUGGUAUAUAUACAACAGCAGCAGUAUCUCAUUAUUUAACAACACAUCUAUUUCAAUUAUCUAAAACAUGUUUUAAUCCAGUUAUUCCACCACUUACAUUAGAUUAUGCGGCAAAAAAAAUUAUGCAUGCUAUUUUGAUUAAUCGAAAAUUUGUAUGUGUACCACGUCUUUAUUAUUUAAUACCUUUUGUUAAAGGUAUUUUACCAGCACGUGCAUUUCUUAUUAUUCUUAAUACAUUGGUUAAUCCAAAAAUACCGAUUUAUACUCAACAUGAAUUAUCUAGUAAACAUAAUUUAACAUCAUCGACACAGCAUAUACCACGAAAACGUAGUCAUAUGAGUGCUUGUCAAUAG